Populus trichocarpa (black cottonwood) is the source of this 841-nucleotide messenger RNA. Its product is annotated as agamous-like MADS-box protein AGL80. NCBI's taxonomy places the organism in Eukaryota, Viridiplantae, Streptophyta, Magnoliopsida, Malpighiales, Salicaceae. The record is from RefSeq and is a predicted model, not a curated record. Gene Ontology annotation, molecular function: RNA polymerase II cis-regulatory region sequence-specific DNA binding; DNA-binding transcription factor activity, RNA polymerase II-specific; protein dimerization activity. The transcript has a single exon. Gene Ontology annotation, biological process: regulation of transcription by RNA polymerase II. The coding region runs from base 164 to 652 and encodes 162 amino acids.
CCCCCCCCAUUUACCAUUUUACACUAGGAAAUACUGAGUUGUUCAUGAUUUAUCUUACUAUGUUAGCAUAUUUGCUUCUAUAUCUCACGACUUCCAUAAUCUCUGAGGCUUUCAACUCAUCAUCAAAUUCUAGAAAUAUUUAAUCUUCUUGGCAUUCUUAACAAUGGGCCGCAGGAAGGUAAAACAUGAAUUGAUUUCCAAUGAAUCUGCCAGGAAAGUGACCUUCAGGAAGAGGAAGGCUGGCCUACUGAAGAAGCUUGAUGAACUCGCAACUCUUUGUGGGGUUAUUGCUUGCGCUAUUAUUUUCAGUGCCUAUGAUGAUCAACCAGAGAUCUGGCCUUCCCCCGCAGAAGCAUUGUUUGCGUUUGAAGAGUUGAAGAGAUUACCAUCAAGAAAGCCAGGAAAAUACAUGGUGGACCAAGAAGCUUUUCUCAGCACAAACGUAUCCAAGCUGAAUCAGCAACUGGAGAAACAAAGGCGGAAAAAUCUAGGGCUUGAGUUGGAGUUAAUGAUGGCCGGCUGCAAAGAAGGUAUGGAUUUACAUGAUUUAAAACGCAUAAAAAACCCGUCUGAAUCAAUUCAGUUUCUGGAGGAAAUGAUUGCGUCUGUCACCUCUGAGAUCGAGCAUGCUGAGAAUGAGAAUAAUGCUUAAUUGUUGGUGGUUUAGGGAAUGGAUUGAUUAAAGACUAAACCUUUCAGAUUAAGGCUGUUUUAGAAUCUUGUUUUCCAUAAGAGAACUCUCAGCAGUUCAUAUGCUUUGCUCAUCUUUAUAUUUUCUCCUUCUGUUGAACUGUGACCCUUUCAUCUCAUCUGGUUGAAUAUAUAUCUUUAAUUAUAGCAA